Molecule: messenger RNA, 2591 nt
Organism: Physcomitrium patens
Lineage: Eukaryota; Viridiplantae; Streptophyta; Bryopsida; Funariales; Funariaceae
Product: F-box protein SKP2A
Biological process (GO): SCF-dependent proteasomal ubiquitin-dependent protein catabolic process
Cellular component (GO): SCF ubiquitin ligase complex
Molecular function (GO): protein binding
Source: RefSeq, a predicted model, not a curated record
UAUUUGUGCGUGUUUUUACUAUAUUUGGGUUAGUUUUGGAGGCUGUGUGUUGAGUGCGAGUGACGGGGAUGUUGUGAUCGACUCUGUCGGUUUUUAUUUAGUUGUGGGAUGAGUGGGAUUCUGUGAAAGCCGCAGCUGUCUUGAAGGGUUUUCGGGGAUAUCAAGUGACGUGUGGGAGAGACAAGGAAAGGGAAGUGCGUUUGUUUGAGUUUGAGGGAUGGGUUGACACAUUUAUGGUGUUACUUGGGUAGUGUCACAAUCUGGUUUUUGUUGGGAGGUUUAGGUGUUGGGCAUGCUUGAGGCUAGUUGUUGUAUUUUAGGGGAUCUGUCGGUUGAGGUCAUGUCUGCCUUCUAGAUGAGUUUGUGUAAUGCUUAAACGUGUCGGGUUCCUAGAAUCGGGUAGUGGCUCUCCGCUUGAGACGAUUUUUCUUGCGCGUAGAAUUCUUGUAAAGCGUCUGCAGGCUCUUGAAGUUUUGGGUGCAGCGGUCUCUUACUAGUGCGUUAGUUCACUUGCUCCCCUUAGUGCCGGAGAUGUUUUACAGACUUUCCUCUUCAAACCUAAUUUGUAAAGUUCUCAUCGUGAGGGUUCCGCGUAACCCCCAAUCUUCGGUCUGCAGAGUGAAAUCCCAUGUUAGAUGGCUUUCAUGUCUUCAAGGGUUUACAUGUUCUGCGUCGCUGUCGGGAGAUAUCAAGUGGCAAUCUUCUUGGUUGUAACUUGUGGCGCGUCACACUUCGGGCUAUCUCCACUCAAUUCACAGCGUAGGAGCUGAGUGAUUACACGUCGAAGAUAUCGGUUGCUUUCUUAGAUGUUUUUAUAUGAGGUGUUGUAUCGGCGGCAUACGUUCGCUUCUGCCGUUUGCCUGUGACAACGGCAUUUCAGUCGAGGUUCUUAAUAGUGUUAAAGCUGGCUGAAUUGAGAAGUAAGGGGACUGCAGUGAUAUAACUCGAUUCAAUCUUGAUAUCGUCAUAUUGUGAAGGCCAAACAAUGGAUUCUGAUUCCGAUUCUGUUGAUUCUAGAGAAGGUCAACUACUGGACAUGCGUGCAAUAUUCGACUAUGGGUCAGAUCGAAGAAAUAUUGAAAAUCGACAUCCUUCAAAUUUGGUAUUAUGUGAGAAGUUGGAAAGACCCCCACACGACUCAUCUCUCCUGUCGCAAUUUUUCUGGGGUCCAGAGGAUGAAGAGAUGGAAUCACGGCCUCCAGAAAAGAAAAGGUGUAGGCGGAGAUGGAUGCGGGGUUCAGGAAACUCUGGUGUGGAGCAAACAACGUCUGAAAACUCUAAUACCAAUUGGCAUGAUCUUCCGAUGGAGUUGUUGGUUCGAAUUCUUUCAUUAGUCGACAACCGGACUGUGGUAACAGCUUCAGGCGUGUGCCGCGGCUGGCGAGACUCUGUUGGCCAGGGUAUCCACGAGCUUUCGUUCUCUUGGUGUGGCAUCCGUGUGAGCAACUUGGUGCAAUCGGUAGCUCCUAGAUUUCCACGCCUUCGAAGCUGUAGGCUCAAGCGGUGUUCCUAUUUGGAUGAUGCUGCAAUUCAGAUAGCUUCAACACACUGGCAUGGUCUGAAAGCCCUAGAACUCAGUUACGGCAUUAAGCUGUCCGAUGCUGCAAUGUACGCUUUAGCAAAUGGAUGUCCAAUGUUAGAGAAACUGGAUUUGAGUGGUUGCAAGGGCAUUACAGAGGCUGGGCUUCUGGCUCUCGUGCAGCGUUGCAACAAUUUACGUCAUCUUAAUCUCUGGGGGUGUUACGAUGCCGGUACUGAUAAAGUAUUGCAGGCGCUGGCAAUGCACUGCAAAGGACUUCAGUCGCUUAACUUGGGAUUGUGUGAAUAUGUUACUGAUAAAGGGAUUGUAGCUUUUGCACGUGGAUGCCCAGACUUGCGCGUAAUUGACUUAUGUGGCUGCAAGCUUAUAACAGAUCAGAGUGUUGUUUUUCUGUCAGACAAGUGCCUUCACCUGUGCGCGCUGGGACUUUCAACUUGCAAAAACCUGACCGACCUUGCUAUGUAUACGCUGAUCAAAACCAAAGCGGCAACCACAUCGCAGCACACCACAGGCAAACGCAAGAGGUUUUCAGGGAAAAGUGUUGGAAUGACUAGUGACUUCCGGGUGCCCAGACAUAGGAUAUGCGCCACAAGCAGCUGCAGCAGCAGCGGCAGCACAUGUAGUGAUGCCAGCAAGCUGCCUAUCAAGAGGGAAGGCCUGGACACGCUACUUGAGGAGAACCCAAAUCAACAUGGGUUGGUUUGUCUUAACGUUAGUCAUUGCGAUUCCUUGUCAGCGCAAGCUGUGCAAGCUGUGUGCGACGCCUUUCCAGACCUUCACACAUGCGCUGAGUUGCAGUCACUGGUUACCAGCGGGUGCUUGAACCUCACAUCGGUUGAUUGUAUUUGCGCUGUUGAGGCGAGGAUGGAAAGGUCCAAGAAGGAGCGCCGGGUGUUGUUCGCGUUAGGGUAGCCCAUCUGGUUGUCGCUUGUCGUUGUCCAUGCCUUUUGGCAAGACAGCGCCUGUGAAUAUUGGACAUAUUAUAAAUUGAUGUAACAUUCAUUAUUGUGAAAUGGCAAUUUCUGCUGCGGCAGAUGAUUCCAUCCAUCCA